This is a messenger RNA of Talaromyces amestolkiae, 1461 nucleotides long. RefSeq lists its product as uncharacterized. Lineage: Eukaryota; Fungi; Ascomycota; Eurotiomycetes; Eurotiales; Trichocomaceae. The coding region runs from base 1 to 1461 and encodes 486 amino acids. The transcript has a single exon. The record is from RefSeq and is a predicted model, not a curated record.
AUGAUGGUGCCUAGAGCCUUCAUGUUCUCUUCGGCACGUGUCCAGAAAGAUCCGACCCAGAACGAAAAAAAAUCUAUAACAGCCAGAUCCGGAACAUCAAGACAUACACCAAGUCGACCUCUUCCUACCCCCGUCGUAGCUCCCACCGUGUCUCACACGGUUCCGACUAUAGUUUCCCACACGAGUCCCGUCAUCAUCCCACCGAAAGCGAGCAAAGAACGAAAUAACACCAGCCUUUAUGGAGACAAUAGAAAUGUCCGGACGGUGCGCAGAGAUUCUGCGUCCUCACGACGAUCAUCCUCUACUCAGACUCAAGACCGCAACCUACCACCGUCGUUGAGCACGCUCCUCGAGACAACAUCCAUCCCUCGUCGGAGCAGAAGCAUAAGAGGCGCGCGCAAACUGCCUCGUGGAAAUCAUGUUGAAGAUUUUAGUCGAUUACUUAUGGAUGGAGUCAAAACGCGGGACGAGUUUGCCAACAUCAUCGGUGCAUUCAGUUCGCCACUAGACAUUCUACUGAGCCCCCCAGACGAGCAUUUUGGGAGCAUCCCGGUGUCUGAGAGCAACAGCAAUGCUGAAAUUGAAUCACCUCAAUUCAGGCGUACUAUCUCAACAGACUCUAUGCCCUCGUUGGACCACGAUUUGAAUUCAUUCAUUACAUCCGGCCCUAAUACUCCAUAUUCGACUUCGCCUUCGCUUCAAAGACGGGCAUUCGAGAGACGGAAGCAACUGUCUCCUCCACAGGAAUGUGCGACCGAUCAUCCACUUCUCGACAUUGAUAUCAAUACGUUCGAUCCGUCUUAUUUAAUGCAAGAAAGUACACCUGCUGUUACAUCUCCAGAGAAUCGUUCGUUACGGAGCUUUCCGCGCCUUGGAUUCACCUUUAAAUCCAAUCUCACGGCUUCUCUUAGAGCAAUCAAGUCUGCAGCGCAGACCGUGUCAAAUUUCGCAACACCAUCAGUCCGACCGGAUGAUUUCCUGACACGCUCUCUUUUUUCGAUCACUCCCGAACUGACAGAUGAUCGGCGCCCACUUCCAUUAAGUGGACCGCCUUCGCCUGCUCUUCGACGCUAUCUCAACCCGAUCACGUUGUCUCCUGCUGAGAUGCACGUCUACAGUGACCAUCCUCAUGAUAUGCUUCCAGGGAUCAACAGCUGUCCGGUUUCUAUCCAGAUGCAAACAUACAGCCAAUCUGGAUCAGUGGACAAUAAGAGCACGAAUCACCCCGAGCUCCCUUCUUCCCGGCAGCGAGAACCACGAGAAAACAGCGACUUUCUCCGGAUGGUGGUACUGGAAAUGAACAUGCGUCGCAGUGGGAAACUACGCGAUGACGUCCCCACUCGCGCUAGAAUAUGGCUUCCACCCCGCAAGGCCGUGCGACUGAUUUCGGGAGACUACGAGGAAGGUCCGGCCGUUCCUCAACGGUGGAUUGGAAUCUCGAUCGAGUGCAUCGAGACUUAG